Acomys russatus (golden spiny mouse) is the source of this 3538-nucleotide messenger RNA. RefSeq names its product poly(A) polymerase gamma (gene Papolg). Lineage: Eukaryota; Metazoa; Chordata; Mammalia; Rodentia; Muridae. Gene Ontology annotation, cellular component: nucleus. The record is from RefSeq and is a predicted model, not a curated record. Bases 234 to 2453 code for a protein of 739 amino acids. The transcript is spliced from 23 exons. Gene Ontology annotation, molecular function: poly(A) RNA polymerase activity; RNA binding.
CAGCCUGGGAAGCUGCGCCAUAUUGGCCGCGGCCGCGCUGUAUUGUCAUAAAUAGAGCCGGUUUUGUGGUGUUUCCACUACUCGGUUGAAUGCCUCGGCCGUAGUGAGUCGGGAAGUGAGCGAGCGAGCGAGCUGCAAGCGAGCGAAGGGAAGUGGACAGGAAGGAAGGAAGAGAGGGCAAGACCAGGACUCCAGAGCGAAAAGACACUCGCUGGAGAGAGACGCAGGAAGCGAUGAAAGAGAUGUCUGCAAACACCAUGCUGGACAGCCAGCGUCAACAAAAGCAUUAUGGAAUUACCUCUCCAAUUAGUUUGGCAUGUCCUAAAGAAAUUGAUCAUAUUUAUACACAGAAAUUAAUUGAUGCUAUGAAACCAUUUGGAGUAUUUGAAGAUGAGGAAGAAUUGAACCACAGGCUGGUUGUUCUUGGUAAAUUGAACAAUUUAGUAAAAGAAUGGAUUUCUGACAUCAGUGAAAGUAAGAAUCUCCCACCUUCCGUUGUGGCUACUGUUGGUGGUAAAAUUUUCACAUUUGGAUCUUACAGGCUUGGAGUACACACCAAAGGUGCUGAUAUAGAUGCACUUUGUGUAGCCCCAAGACAUGUAGAGAGAUCAGAUUUUUUUCAGUCCUUUUUUGAAAAAUUGAAGCAUCAGGACGGCAUUAGAAACUUAAGAGCUGUAGAAGAUGCUUUUGUACCUGUUAUAAAAUUUGAAUUUGAUGGUAUUGAAAUUGAUCUAGUCUUUGCAAGACUGGCAAUACAAACCAUAUCAGAUAAUUUAGAUCUAAGAGACGACUCUCGCCUGAGGAGCCUUGAUAUACGGUGUAUUCGGAGUUUAAAUGGAUGUAGAGUUACUGAUGAAAUUUUGCACUUAGUGCCAAAUAAAGAAACUUUUAGACUCACCCUAAGAGCAGUCAAAUUGUGGGCAAAACGUCGUGGUAUUUAUUCCAAUAUGCUGGGAUUCCUUGGUGGAGUCUCCUGGGCAAUGCUAGUUGCCAGAACUUGCCAACUGUAUCCAAAUGCAGCCGCUUCAACUUUAGUUCACAAGUUUUUUUUAGUGUUUUCAAAAUGGGAAUGGCCAAAUCCUGUGCUGUUGAAACAACCAGAAGAAAGCAACUUGAAUUUGCCUGUCUGGGAUCCUCGGGUGAAUCCAUCAGACAGGUACCAUCUUAUGCCCAUAAUCACCCCUGCCUACCCCCAGCAGAACUCCACGUACAAUGUGUCUACGUCCACUCGGACAGUAAUGGUAGAAGAGUUUAAACAAGGGCUUGCAGUUACAGAUGAAAUUCUUCAAGGGAAAUCAGAUUGGUCCAAACUAUUAGAGCCACCAAAUUUUUUUCAAAAAUACAGACACUAUAUAGUAUUGACUGCCAGUGCAUCGACAGAAGAGAAUCAUCUAGAAUGGGUUGGAUUAGUUGAAUCUAAAAUCCGUGUGCUCGUUGGAAACUUGGAACGGAACGAAUUUAUUACUCUUGCCCAUGUGAAUCCCCAGUCAUUCCCAGGGAAUAAGGAACACCAUAAAGCCAACAAUUACGUAUCAAUGUGGUUCCUCGGGAUAAUUUUUCGGAGAGUAGAAAAUGCAGAGAGUGUUAACAUAGACUUGACAUAUGAUAUACAGUCAUUUACUGAUACAGUGUACAGGCAGGCAAACAACAUAAAUAUGCUAAAGGAUGGAAUGAAAAUUGAAGCCACACAUGUAAAGAAAAAACAACUUCAUCAUUACCUACCAGCAGAGAUUCUGCAGAAGAAGAAAAAGAGUCUUCCUGAUGUAACUCGGAGCUCAGGUGGCCUUCAGUCCAAACGGUCAUCACUAGAUAGCAAUUGUCUGGAUAGCUCCAGAGACACUGACAGUGGAACACCCUUCAGUUCUCCGGUGUCUGCGAAUAAGCCGUCCAGCCCAGACAGCCCCACAGGAGCCGCAGAGAGGAGUAGUGCUGAGCCCGCCACUGUGCUUGUGGAGAAGCUGCCAAGUGUCCCCCCAGCUCAGGGGCUGUCUAUUCCAGUCAUCGGUGCAAAGGUUGACCCUUCAGUAAAAACUGUACCUUCCCCAGCUGUAUGCACCAUUCCUACUGUAGUAGGGCGGAAUGUUAUUCCUAGAAUGACAACACCCCACAACCCUGUCCAGAGUCAACCACAUCUAAACGGAAUAUCGAGUAUUAGUAAGAAUGUUACACCCAAAAGAUCCCAUUCACCACCUACAGAUGGGACUUCUAAGAGGUUGAAAGAUAUAGAAAAGUUUAUUCGACUUGAGUCAGCAUUUAAGGACUCCCGUGCUGCCGAGGAUAGGAAAAGAAAACCAAUGGAUGCAACUGGUGGAGGAUCUAUGCCCAUUCCAACUAUUGAUACGUCACGCAAAAAGAGACUACCCAGUAAAGAACUGCCAGAUUCAUCAUCUCCAGUUCCAGCAAGCAACAUCCGUGUCGUCAAGAACUCCAUCCGACUGACCCUUAAUCGGUAAUAGCAGUGCCUGUUCACCUCGGUGAACCUGCAGUCACAGCGGUGUAGAUGGCAGCCAGUCUUCAGAAGAGAAGUAGCUGCUGUACAUACAGAUGUUGCGUAGUUACCAGGGAGGAUCAGUCCAGUGACCACACAGGAGUUGGGCACCAUAAUGUUUUGUCUCCCAUGGAGGCCUUCAAAACGCAUCUUUACUGCAAAUCAAACUACAACCAGGAGACUGAAAGUCAGUACAUGAAUGGUGACAUUGCUCAUGUCUUACUGUCUCGUGACAUUCUUGUUGGCUGAUUGGUAUUUUUACAGAGAGAAUUCAUCCCACCAUCAGUGAUAGACACCUUUCAGUUCAGCAGACCUGUACUUUGAAGUAUAAACUUAACUCCGCAUGCUAACCCCUCACCAGAGCCCGCAGUGCCCAUGGUCCAGGCAUGCAGAGUAAGCAGUGGCUCUGUCAAAGUCUGCCUAAGGCACUCCGAAUGGCAUUGUUACCAACCAUUAAUUGGCUCAGGACCUUUGUAGUUUUUAUUUAACUAUAUGAGUUGUCUUUUUUACACUGCUUUUUUCAGUGCAUUUCUUAAUAUUUUUUAAGUUUCAUGAAUGCAUGCUCGGUUUAUUAAAAAUCCACAACCAUGUAAUUCUUGUAAUCUGUUGACUCCGUGUUUUGUAAAUGAAGUCGUAUGUAUUUUCAGAGUAUUUUUAUAUGUACUGUAAGAUACCAUCUUUUCAAAGAGAAACUUUAAAACCUUUACUGUGUGUCUAUUUUUUAAGCAUACCUAACAUAUUUUAAAUGGAACACAAGCAAGGCCAGGAAUGCUGUACAUAGAACCUCCUUCAGCUCUCACUAGGUGCAUAGUAGGUCCAGAAGUGGGACGCUACAUUGACUAGUGCGGGGGAAAUAGCCUGGCUGUGGUUUUUGUAGGACACAUGGGAAGCCGUAUAGUCAGUGGAGAAAUAACAAUGCAUUUUCACUUGUAAAACAUUUACCACCAAAUGUAAAUUCUUAAGUUUAGGUUGUCAGAGGGCUAUAUACUCCCUCUCCCAUUCUGAGCCAUAGCUCCUGAAAGGCAGGUUCUAGUGUUUAAUGUAUACAAG